GUUUUGAAACCUUUGUAUACGAUUUUGUGGAGAAAAAGAAAAAAGAAGCAUUAGUUUUUGGUUUUUUCUAUUGUUUAUACUUUUUUUCUUUAUUGAACACUAUCGCAUCAUUCUAUGUUCACCAAAAUGCAAACUGUUUAUUAUUAUAAACCGCUGUUAUUCCGAAGAAUAGCAACACAAGUGUCCCAUUGUGCUUUCGUCAAGCCUAUUGUAUGCAGCAUCCAUCAUCAACGAACACAUUACCACAGUGCCGAUUUCAGUAGUGGUGGUUUAUUAGGCAAAGACUCUACCAAGACGAGUAGCAACAACCGAGGUAGCGACUACGGAGGCAGCGGAGGCAGCGGUAACGACGGCUAUGGACGAGGUGGAGGGGGAAGUGGUAGUAGCUUCUUCAACAAUGACCGUAGUCCGAUACCUCCACCUAAUGAGAUGUCUUACUCUCAUUUAGAGUUAACACAGAUGACCGACCCACGCACAAUUGUCCAACAUCUGAAUGACUAUAUUAUUGGACAAGAACGGGCAAAGAAAACACUCGCUGUCGCUAUUUUUAACCAUUACAACCGAGUCAGAGCCAAUUUAAGAAGACAAAGGCAAAAAAUGAUACGUGAGCAUCGUUCGAAUGUCCUCAUAGAUGAGAGAAUGUUAGCGGAACAGCAGCAGCAGCAGCAGCAGCAGCAGCAGCAGCAACAACAACAACAACAACAACAAUAUCAUCACCAUUACCAACCGACCAGCAACAAUAAUAUACCAUCGUCAUCGCAGCCACAGCAGCAGCCGCAGCAGAAAGGAUCCAAGGCCUAUUACUCUUCUUCGAUACCCGCUUCACCUGGUUCGUCGGAAUACAUCCAUGGUUUCGACGCUCGAAAUAGCAGUAAAGCUACAGCGAACCAUGUUGAAUCUGCCAGCGGAAGUGAUAGCAAGAGUAGUUCUUCUUCACAACAACAACGCCGUGCAUGGUUAAAUCAACCUACGGAUGGAAAUUUCUCCUCUUCCUCUUCCUCCUCCUCCUCCUCCGAUAACUAUCUAUUUCAAAAUAAUCAACAGCCAUCGCCACCACCCCCCUCACCCCCGUCUUCCUCGCCGCCCUCCCCCGCUCUGUUUGGACUCGAAGGAGAAGAGUUGGAGGAGGAAGAAGUAGAAGACGAGGAUGAAUGGACGGUGCAUGAUAAAAGUAAUGUUCUGCUCAUUGGUCCUACCGGCUCUGGCAAAACGUUACUGGCCAAAACACUGGCACAAAUUCUCCAAGUGCCCUUCUCGAUGUCAGACGCUACACCGUUCACGCAAGCCGGCUAUGUCGGUGAAGAUGUCGAACUUGUGAUUCACCGUCUAUUGCAGUCGUGUGAUUUUGACGUGCGUAAAGCCGAAACAGGCAUUGUGUUUAUUGAUGAGGUGGAUAAAAUUGCAAGAAGAACGGACAGCGCAGGUGGAAGUGCGUCGAGAGAUGUGUCAGGAGAGGGAGUGCAACAAUCGCUGUUAAGGAUGUUGGAAGGGACCAUUGUCAAUGUGACAGAUAAAUCAGGAGGAAGCCAUAGUCACGCUAGCGGCCAUCACCAUCCCAGUCAUGGCAGCAGUAGUAGCAGCAGCAGCAGCAGCAGCAGCAGCAAUGGCAACAGCGGCGGCCUCUUGAGUAGGAGAGGACAUAGUUUUGCAGGUAGCAAUAGUAGUCCUUUGAACAGUCCAGGCGGGCUGAUGAUGAGCUCUCCGCCUAGUGGAAAAGGCGAAACCUACUCUGUCGAUACCAGUAACAUUCUGUUUAUUCUCAGUGGAGCCUUUAUUGGUUUGGACAAAAUCAUUCAUCAUCGUGUAGCGAAAGGAUCGAUUGGUUUUGAUGCCCACUUAAAGCCGACAGACGAUGACAGUUUCUUCAAGAAUGGCAACAACAACAACCACCCUAACCCUUUGCAACAAGUCGAGCCUGUGGAUCUUGUGAAAUUCGGUUUUAUCCCUGAAUUCAUCGGCCGUAUACCCGUUGUUGCCUCUGUGAAUGAACUCAGAGUCGAAGAUCUUGUGCGUGUUUUGAAGGAACCGAAAAACUCAUUGCUGAAGCAAUACGAAGGCUUGUUUCGAUUAUACAAUGUUCGUUUAAGGUUCAGUGAGAAAGCUUUGGAGAGCAUCGCUAGCCAGGCUUUAGAAAAAAAGACAGGCGCCCGAGGAUUACGUAGAAUUAUGGAAAACUUAUUGUUGGAUCCCAUGUUUGAUGCCCCUGCUUCUUGUAUCAAGCAAGUGAUUAUUGACAGGAAAGUAGUCAAUCAAGAAAAGCCGGCUGUGUAUAUCACAUCAGAGGAUUCGCAAUUGGCGGACAAACUUAUCGAUGAAGAUGAUGGUUUUAUUUUGGAAGAACAGCCAUCCGUCGUGGGCUCUGGAGAGGCGCAAGUACAAGAAAGGAUUUCAAACGUAUAAUGAACAACUCCUUCCCACCCGCCGUUGAACGUCCUCUAUACCUUCUUUCUCAUUUAUUUAUUUAUUUUUUUAUAAAGAAAAAUUGGUCAAAAGUAAAUAGCCAAUCAGAUACUGUUGUUU
This is a messenger RNA of Mycotypha africana, 2520 nucleotides long. RefSeq names its product P-loop containing nucleoside triphosphate hydrolase protein. The coding region runs from base 115 to 2400 and encodes 761 amino acids. NCBI's taxonomy places the organism in Eukaryota, Fungi, Mucoromycota, Mucoromycetes, Mucorales, Mycotyphaceae. Gene Ontology annotation, molecular function: ATP hydrolysis activity; ATP binding. Gene Ontology annotation, biological process: proteolysis; protein catabolic process. The transcript is spliced from 4 exons. Gene Ontology annotation, cellular component: mitochondrial matrix. The record is from RefSeq and is a predicted model, not a curated record.